GCUUUAUAUUUACUUGCAAAAGUAAGCUAGUAUUUACUUGAACUCGGCUCAAUAUACUGAGCCUGCUAUAGGUAUUAUGAGCACGAUCAGAUCAGUACACACCGGUCUAGGUGUUGGCAAUGUGUCUUCUGCACGCUGUGCUAACAAUAGUUACCUGAAUGUUGUACACCAGGCUUUUACAGCCAGUACUGGCGUUGCAUCCACAACUGUGAAUAAAUCAUUUGCAUCCACCACCCUUCGGUGCGGUUUUGGUGCACACGUGAGUAAACAACCUGCACGUGGUUAUGCGUAUACUUCAUCGUCAGCGAAUGUGUUAGGUUUACGCGCAGCUGCCACUAUGAGUCAAGUACAGAAACAAAGGAGAACUAUUGAGGCACUGCCUCCAAAGAGGUGGUGCUCAGCGACUAGGGCGAAGCGGAAAGUAGAGUACGACGAGUACGGCGUAGAGAUCAAGUACGAAGCGCCGUUGGUUAUUCCGUGCUCAUGGCAAGGCUGCGAGCGCAUGUUCUCCACAACACAUAAUUUGGAAAUACAUAUGUGCACACAUACAGGCAAUCAACCAUAUCCCUGUCUCUGGGAUAAUUGCAAGGAGGUGUUCUCUCGAGAAGAUCUGUUCAAAUUGCAUAUAAAGCAGCAUUGUCGCGAUUACGUUAAAGAGUGUGCAGAGAAAAAGAGAGUGGAGGAGAGGAAAGCGGACGAAAUAGCCCAAGCAGAGAAGGCAUCGGAGAAGGUGUCCGACGCGUAGUGCUCCAUGCUGACAAGAGGACUACAUGUAAACAAGACUUGGUAUGUUCUACUAUAAACACGCCCGGCGAAACAGGCGAGAUGUAGACAUUCCGCUGUAUUUAGUUGUACAAGUUACAAGCGCCGUCGGUCCAGACUAUGUUCUCCACAAUGUGUACAGGAAUGUGGAGUAGCUGUUUUUGAAAACAAAUGACGGCCGGGACGUCGCGGGCUGUGGAAACUGAAAGCUCUAAAAUAUACAUGUACUUGUUGGACUUAGUUUCUCAAUUCAAUAAUAUAUAUUCGAUACAUACUUCAAGAAAAAUACAAAACAGAAACAAUGGAAC
Sphaeroforma arctica JP610 is the source of this 1070-nucleotide messenger RNA. RefSeq lists its product as hypothetical. Bases 77 to 745 code for a protein of 222 amino acids. The transcript has 2 exons. The record is from RefSeq and is a predicted model, not a curated record. Lineage: Eukaryota; Ichthyosporea; Ichthyophonida.